GCCCCCGCCGCUGUCCAGCCGCUCCGCAACCCCUGCGCCCCGCGCGGCCGCCUCGCGCGCCAUGGAUACCCCCCGGGUCCUGCUCUCCGCCGUCUUCCUCAUCAGUUUCCUGUGGGAUUUGCCCGGUUUCCAGCAGGCUUCCAUCUCCUCCUCGUCCGCCGAGCUGGGCUCCACCAAGAGCGUGAGGAGCCGCAGGGAAGGGAAGGUGCCGCGGGCGCCGCGAGAGAGCGCGGCGGGCCGGGCGCCCCAGGAGCGCCGGGAGCCCCAGCCGGGGCGGCCUGAGGACGAGCCCGCGGCUCAGGAGCCGCCCGGCCGGGGUCCGCGCGUGGUGCCCCACGAGUACAUGCUGGCCAUCUACAGGACUUACUCCAUCGCCGAGAGGCUGGGCAUCAACGCCAGCUUCUUCCAGUCUUCCAAGUCAGCGAACACGAUCACGAGCUUUGUGGACAGAGGACUAGACGAUCUCUCACACUCUCCUCUCCGGAGACAGAAGUAUUUGUUUGAUGUGUCCACACUCUCAGACAGAGAAGAGCUGGUGGGCGCGGAGCUGCGGCUCUAUCGCCAGGCGCCCGCUGCGCCCUGGAGGCCACCGGCCGGGCCGCUGCGCGUGCAGCUGUCGCGCUGCCUGUCGCCAGAGCCGCUGGACGCGCGCACCCUGGACCCGCAGGGGGCGCCCCCCGCCGGCUGGGAAGUCUUCGACGUGUGGCAGGUUCUGCGCCACCAUCACGGGAAGCAGCUGUGCUUGGAGCUGCGCGCCGCGGGGGUCGGGCCGGACGCCGGGGAGGGCGAGGCGCGCGCGCGGGGACCCCAGCAGCCGCCGCCCCUGGACCUGCGGAGUCUGGGCUUCGGCCGCAGGGUGCGCGCCCCGCAGGAGCGCGCCCUACUCGUGGUAUUCACCAGAUCCCAGCACAAGAACCUGUUCGCAGAGAUGCGUGAGCAGCUGGGCUCCGCCGAGGCUGCGGGCGCCGAGGGGUCCUGGCCGCCGCCAUCCGACGCCCCGGAUGCCGGCCCGUGGCUGCCCUCGCCCGGCCGGCGACGACGGCGCACGGCUUUCGCCAGCCGCCACGGCAAGCGACACGGCAAGAAGUCGAGGCUGCGCUGCAGCAAGAAACCCCUGCACGUGAACUUCAAGGAGCUGGGCUGGGACGACUGGAUCAUCGCGCCCCUGGAGUACGAGGCCUAUCACUGCGAGGGCGUGUGCGACUUCCCGCUGCGCUCGCACCUGGAGCCCACCAACCACGCCAUCAUCCAGACGCUGAUGAACUCCAUGGACCCCGGCUCCACGCCGCCCAGCUGUUGCGUGCCCACCAAAUUGACUCCCAUCAGCAUCCUGUAUAUCGACGCGGGCAACAACGUGGUUUACAAGCAGUACGAGGACAUGGUGGUGGAGUCCUGCGGCUGCAGGUAGCGGUUCCUUCCCCGCUGCCUUGGCCCCGGACCGCGGGGAGGCCUGACUGCAGCGAGGCGGAGGAGUGAAGCUGGCCUCGGAGAGGCUGGGGGUGGGUGGGUGGCAGCCGGGACGGGAGAGCGGGCGGGAGAGGAGGGGCACAGCCGGCCCAGACCUUCCACCUGCCAGCCCCGAGGCAGAUGCGGAUUCACACUUUGCCUGGCCACCCUGGAGCGACAAGAGGAGGAUUUCUUUAGUCCGUCCCCCCACCCCUUAUUAUUUUGGCUUUGGAUUUCUUUGUGUGUCUCCCAGGUUUGAUGAGAGGUGGGGGGGGGAAGGGAGACGCAUACCUGUUUCUCAACUGCUCCAUGAACUGGAAAACAAAGUUUAAAAAGGGAAGCAAUGUGGGAGAAGGAAUCAGUGAGCGUAUCUGGGCUUAGCUGUUUCCACUUCUGUAAGAAGGUGAGGUCUUUCCAGCUGUGUCACAGCCCCUAUCCCAUGACGUGUCUAGGAGAGCUGUGGGAUGGAACAGGAAAGCCGGCAAGGAUCGGGUGUUUGAGGGUUUUGGAAGAGGUGGGCCCGGGGGCCUGUCCCUCUCGCUUGUGUUCCCAGGAUGGACCAACUCUGCCCUAGCUUCUCGCAGCACUGGGAACGGAGACCUCCACCACACACCAAGGGCUCCCUUCUCUCCAGCCUUUGCUGUGGCUUUUUCUGGAGGGGAGAGGGAGUUGGUAUGGAUGGAAUGACAAGAAUUAGUCCAUAUGGAGCCCCUUGCAGGAUAAUAAGAAACCGCGAGGUUGCCUCUGACCAGUGGGGAGGCACAGGCCAGAGGGAGCCCACCCUAAAGCUCUUGGAGUUGUCGGUUUCUAAUUGAUUUCUUUCAACAGAUUUUGUCAAAAUUCAGACAUCUCCUUCUAAGGGGAUGGUGAUUUUCUAAUUAAAAAGCGAAUGGGUAGGAGCGGGGAGCUAUGUAAUUAAGGUAAGAGGUAAGGACCGAAGAGGGGAAAAGGACCCAAGAAGUAGAAGGGAGGAUGGGAGCAGGCCCCAGCGGGAAGGGGAGGAUGGAGGGGGCGGCACCACCCUUGUCUCUGAAGUUUCUGAACAUCUAUGUUGCCUCCCCUCUCACUGACAUUCCUGAAAGAUUACCAGUCAGCAAUAGCCCAGGGCUCCCCUAAAAGAAUUGUUUUAGAUUGUAAUUACCGGUUAGGCCAUGUUUUUAAAACUUAGUAAUGAGAAACUGUGAAAAGAGCCAAGUGUUACAUUGAGCUUGGGAUGGAGGACUGGGGACCGGGCAGCAAGGCAAGGGGCAGGGAUGGAAUUCAUCUUCUGGAAGGAAACAGGAGACAGAGGGAGAGAGGGAGAGAAAGUGGGGAGGAGAAUAUAUAUCUAAAUAGAAACGUCCAUUCCCAGGUAGCCAAAAAUAUGAUCUUUCCCCCUAGUCUGCAGCAGUAUUAUUUUCCAACAUUGCCCAUGAGGUCUUUUGAAGAAUGAGUCUCCUCCUAAUGUCUGACCAUGAAAUGGUUUAAACAGAGGAACCUGUACAACCAUUACAAAAAAUUUUGCUUUAUCUUAAGAGGUUUGCUCUGUCCCCAGCUAAACCUGUUGCUUGUUUGGUUCAGAGAAAUCCAAACUGUCAAAGAAGAAGUGGGAAUGAUAAUAAAUGCUAAUAUAAAAAUGCUAAGUAAGAAGAAAAAGAGACUUGGCCAGGAGAAAUAAUUUAAAAUGCACAUUUGCUUUGGAUGCACUGUUGUUCUGUUAAGGCUGUAUAUAUUUGUUUAUUUAAGGUGACUGGAAGUGCAAAGAAGAAAUGGACAGCAUGCAAUUCAUCUUAAUGUACAAAACAUUAUAUGCACUCAAAUGUUAUAAUUUCUAAUAUUUUUAAAGUUUAUAUUUGAGUUGUACAAAGUUAAGCAUUAAUCAGAUAUUUCAUUCUUUCAUAAUGUUAUCAUUUUCUUAAAUAUUAUUACAAAAUUUUAAGUCUGUCUAAUGGAGAGUUUUUUUUUUUUUUGAAAAAAACUGCCUACCUCACUACAAGUAUUUACAAAAUUAAAGUUACCAGAGGUCAAUUAAUAUUCAAAUAUUUUUUAUAAUAUGCCUUUCCUGGAUGGUACUCAUUCUGAUUAAUAGUUAUUAUUAAACUCAUUUCCCCCUUCAUAACUCAGCCUGGUGUAUAUGGAUCUAUUUAGAGAAAAUUUCUUGAGGAAUUCUUUUCCAUGGUAUUUUGUUCCGGUAUGUUACUGGACAUUUGAAAAGGUACUGAUUGUUUUAAAAUCCAUCAUUUAGAGCAUUGUAUUUUUUCUUCAUAAGUUUUAAAAAUAAAAUAUGUGUUCACCAGAUUAAAGCCAAAUCCUGGUCAGCUGUUAGGACAAGAUUCA
Chinchilla lanigera (long-tailed chinchilla) is the source of this 3762-nucleotide messenger RNA. It is a transcript of the gene Gdf6, whose product is annotated as growth differentiation factor 6. Gene Ontology annotation, biological process: BMP signaling pathway; SMAD protein signal transduction. The transcript has 2 exons. The record is from RefSeq and is a predicted model, not a curated record. Gene Ontology annotation, cellular component: extracellular region. Bases 62 to 1408 code for a protein of 448 amino acids. Gene Ontology annotation, molecular function: growth factor activity; cytokine activity. NCBI's taxonomy places the organism in Eukaryota, Metazoa, Chordata, Mammalia, Rodentia, Chinchillidae.